AUGAUUACAUUAGAAACAGAAUUAUAUAUUUCUCAAUUGCAACGAUGGCCAAAAGAAGGUCGUCAUAUUAUGGGGCAAUUUGAUGAUAAUUCAAUUAUUGUUUACCAAGCUUAUAACCCUUCCAUAGCAAAUUAUGCUGUUAAACAUCAAAAAUUUGGUGGACAGGAUUUUUCUUGGACUAGAAUGUCAUGGAUUAAACCUAAUUUUACCUGGAUGAUGUACAGAUCCGGUUGGGCUACUAAAAAUAAUCAAGAAAGAAUCUUGGCAAUAAAAUUAUCAAGACAAGGAUUUGAAGAGAUUAUAUCAAAAGCAGUACCAACAAAUUUCAAUUCCUUCUCACCAAUUUCACGAGAAGAAUGGCAAGAGAAAUUAAAAUCAUCAGAAGUAAGAGUACAAUGGGAUCCUGAUCAUAAUUUACUUGGAAAAAAAAUUCAAAGAAGGGCCAUUCAACUUGGUAUGAAAGGUGAUAUAUUAAAAAAAUAUUCUGACGAAUAUAUUAUUAGUAUAGAAGAUAUAACAGAAUUUGUUAAUGAACAAUAUGAAUUAAUUAAAAUGAAUAAGUUGGAUCAAGUUAUGACUCCUGUUGAACAAAUAUAUGACCUUGCUGAUAAAGUUUAUGAGUAG
Rhizophagus irregularis DAOM 181602=DAOM 197198 is the source of this 624-nucleotide messenger RNA. RefSeq lists its product as uncharacterized. Lineage: Eukaryota; Fungi; Glomeromycota; Glomeromycetes; Glomerales; Glomeraceae. The record is from RefSeq and is a predicted model, not a curated record.